AUGGACUUAGACCAGCUUGUCUUAAAAAUAGAAAGGUGUUAUCGAUACAGAGACUAUGAGACCGCAAUAUAUUUGGCUGCAGUAUUAAGUAAUACUGAUAAGUCAUAUGAGAUGUUGUUUGGUCUUCUACUUCACUCAAACAAAGAGUAUGCCAGGUGUGCAUCAACUUUGAGCAAAAACAAAUCAAAUACAGCAUUAUAUUACACAGCAUGUUCAUUAUAUGAAUUAAAACAGUAUGAUUUAGCAUACAAAACAAUGGAAACACUAAUUAAGAAGGAUGAGGAGGAUGAGAAGACAGGCUGUUUCUUCCUAGACUCAUUCUUAAUAGAACGUGAUAUGGAAUAUUUCCAUAUGCUAAUGGGCAGAAUAAAAGUGCAAAUGGGAUCAGCAACAAGUGCAAUUGAAUACUUCAAGAAAUCUGCAGAAUAUGGAUGUUUACUUCCAGUUGUUGAGAACCUGUAUGAAAAUCAGGCAUCUGUUGUACUUACCCAAUUCAAAGAUGAUCCAAUAGCAACCUACUACACAAACAUCACCAGUUUAAGCACCCUACAAAACAACAAGAGCAUUCAAAAGGAAUUUGAGAAACGGACGCCUGGUCCUGGAACAUAUUUUCUGGCCAAAUUGGCACUGUUCAAAAUGCAGAUUGGUGAAUUUGAUGAUGGUUUAACAAUAUACAAAUUGAUCAGGAAAAAGGACCAGGCAUUUUGUAAGGGUAUGGAUGUAUUCUCAACGUAUUUCUGGAAGCAGAAGAAAGAGAAUCUGCUGGGAUUACUUUCAAAAGAACUCAUUGAAACGAAUCCAUGCGAUGAAAAGACUUGGAUUGCUGUAGCAAACUAUUAUUCGGCAAAAGGAGACAUCGAUAACUCAAUUACUUGCAUUGAAAAGUCCAUUUUAAUCAAGGAAAGUGCACUAGCAAACACAUUGCUUGGAUUCGAAUACGUUUCAAAGGGUCAAUUUGCUAAGGCAACAAUUCAUUUCAGGGUCUCACUGAAUAUGCAGGAGAAAAAUAGUCGGGCUCUCUUUGGCCUAGGAAUCGCGUAUGAAAACAUGUCCAAAUUUGACAAGGCAGAGACAUUUCUGCUUCGUGGAUUAGAAUUCAAUUCUCAUGAUGUUGCCAUGCAGACAUACGCAAUCAGGUUCUACACACAAGAAGGACACUUUGACGAGGCAUUCAAGUUGUUUAAGAAGUUCAUGGGCUACCAAAAUGAGUCAAUUGAUGUUGUGGCCAAAGCAAUCAAAGCCAACAUCUCAAAUUUCACAGAAAAUGAGGAGCUGAUGGUGCUAGAAUUCGUGAAGAUUCUUGCAACAUGGGGCAGGUUGUCUGAAGCACGAUGGCUAUUUGAACGCAUUAGGGUGAGAACAUCAGUCUAUUUCAAGACCAAAUUAUCACUGGAAACAGAAGCAUUUUUGUAG
Messenger RNA from Enterospora canceri, 1413 nucleotides. The record is from the annotation of a GenBank genome assembly. Lineage: Eukaryota; Fungi; Microsporidia; Enterocytozoonidae.